UACUGGGGGUUUGCGUGAAAAUUAGGGCUGGUCCAAUGUAUAUAAGUGUGAAGGGGCAGACAGACACCGGCUGCAGCCCAUCCUCCCCAUCCAGCAGAGCUGACAGAGCACUGGGACCAAAGCGCACAAAGAAGUGCACAUGAUUCUCUCCUCCUGCUCUUAAAAGCCAUCACCAGGCAGCAUCCUCUGAAACUAAUGUCAAGCCAUUAAAUGGUGUGGUUUCAUAUCGACUGUGGUCAUCGGAUAUAUAAACGCGCUCAAAUAUACUAGCCAUUGGUCUUGAGAUGGAGUUUGAGCAUUUCGACAAACGGGAUAAAGCACAAAGAGACAGCCGUGUGGGUUCACGGGCAAAUUGCCUUCCCAGCCCGACACACAGCGCUCAUUGUAGUCUGUACCGAACCCGGACCCUACAGACAUUGAGCUCCGAGAAGAAAGCCAAGAAGGUUUGGUUCUACCGCAAUGGAGACCGCUACUUCAAAGGGAUUGUUUACGCUAUCUCCAACGACAGAUUCAGAUCUUUUGAUGCUCUGCUUGCAGACCUCACACGCGCUCUAUCAGAUAAUGUCAAUCUACCCCAGGGGGUGCGGACCAUCUAUGCCAUUGAUGGAUCCAAGAUUACCAGCAUGGAGCAGCUGGUGGAAGGGGAGAGCUAUGUGUGUGGCUCAAUUGAGCCUUACAAGAAACUGGAAUACACCAAGAAUGUAAACCCCAACUGGUCAGUCAACCCCAGGACCAGUGCCUCAGCACGAGCGCCCACCUCUCUUGCCAGCAUCAAGACCGGCUCCUUAGAAACCAAGGAUAACAAGGAUUUCAUUCGGCCCAAGCUGGUUACCAUAAUCCGCAGUGGGGUGAAGCCUCGGAAAGCGGUGCGCAUCCUUCUCAACAAGAAAACAGCCCACUCCUUUGAGCAGGUUCUCACGGACAUCACUGAUGCUAUCAAACUUGACUCGGGGGUCGUCAAGAGGCUGUAUACAGUGGAUGGUAAACUAGUGAUGUGCCUUCAGGACUUCUUUGGUGAGGAUGAUAUAUUCAUUGCCUGUGGCCCAGAGAAGUUCCGAUACCAGGAUGACUUCUUAUUGGAUGACAGUGCUUGCAGGGUGGUGAAAUCACAGUCAUACGGCCGCAUCUCUUCCAUGCAAGGCCGCUGCUCUCCUCGCAGUGGUGGACCUUCAAGAAGGAGCAAGUCUCCUGGUUCCAGCAGCUCAGCUAACGGAACAGCAGGGAGUCAGCUUUCUACUCCACGAUCAGGCAAAUCUCCUAGUCCAUCUCCCACCAGUCCAGCCAGUUUAAGGAGACGAAGGAGCUCCCAGCACAGUGGCUCCUCUCUUUCACUGGCCUCCACCAAGGUGUGCAGCUCCAUGGACGAAGGUGAUGGACUAGGCAGUGAAGCUGAGUUGAUACAGGAUUUUCCUCAGGUUCCUGCCUCCAUUGCAGAGAGGUACAAGGUGGGGAGGAUGAUUGGGGACGGGAACUUUGCGGUGGUCCGAGAGUGUGUGGAGAGAUCCACAGGCCGAGAAUAUGCCCUGAAGAUCAUCAACAAGAGCAAAUGCAGGGGGAAGGAACACAUGAUCCAGAAUGAGGUAUCCAUUCUUCGGAAAGUGAAGCAUCCAAACAUCGUUCUACUGAUUGAGGAAAUGGACACUUAUAACGAGCUCUACCUGGUCAUGGAGCUGGUCAAGGGCGGUGACCUCUUUGAUGCUAUCACCUCCUCCAACAAGUACACAGAGCGGGACGCCAGCGGCAUGCUGUAUAACCUGGCCAGUGCUAUCAAAUAUCUGCACAGCCUUAACAUUGUCCACCGUGACAUCAAACCCGAAAAUCUCCUGGUUUAUGAGCACCAGGAUGGAAGCAAGUCUCUGAAGCUAGGGGACUUUGGCUUGGCAACAUUUGCAGAUGGACUGCUCUACACUAUAUGUGGCACCCCAACAUAUGUAGCUCCAGAAAUAAUCGCUGAGACGGGGUAUGGGUUGAAGGUUGAUGUCUGGGCCGUUGGGGUCAUAACAUACAUACUCCUUUGUGGGUUCCCUCCAUUCUGUGGAAGCACAGGUGAUCAGGAAGCUCUUUUUGAUCAGAUUCUGAUGGGACAGCUGUAUUUCCCUUCUCCAUACUGGGACAAUGUUUCAGAUUCUGCAAAGGGGCUUAUUACCUGCAUGCUACAGGUGGAGGUCCACCAGAGGUACACAGCUCUACAGGUUCUAGAUCAUCCCUGGGUCAAUGAUGACAGAAUGUUGGAGAAUGAGUGCCAGUUGUCUGUGGCUGGAAAGAUUAAAAAACAUUUCAACACAAGUCCCAAACCCAACAGCAGCACAGCAGGAGUCUCUGUCAUAACAACCACCCCUCUUGAUAAGGAGAGGCAGGUUUUCAGACGAAGACGCCACCAGGAUGUGAAAGCCCCAGCCCCUCGCACCACCCAGAGCACCUUUCCCUCCAGCCCUGCCACCUGGGACUCUGGCCCUACCCUGUCUCCGGCUGAUUUCACCUCAGAGUCUGAGGACAUUUCUCCCAGCUCAGCUGAAACGGUCCGCUCACCCACCUCACCAUUUUAACACCAUACACACAAGAAAGUGAAGGAAACCUAGAUGUAAAUGGAACGAGAUGACAAAAUGACAGUUUGUUAAUAACUCUUCUGUUGAGGAUAGAGUUCAGCAGAAAGCACAACAGAAUUGUUUGAUAUGAGGCACAUGCAUUUUCUUUUUUGUCUUUAUUUUAUUUAUAACAUCAAGUAGAUAGCUGUAGUUAGGUGGGACUGGAAUAGUGGUUUUCACAGUUUAAAAUAUGUGUGGGUGAAUCUGAAUUAGUGUGAAAAUAAUCUCGCACAUUUACAAAUUCUUUGGGGGUUUUAAUUUUGCCCAAAGAAGAAAACCUUUUGUCUGAAAGAAGUGGUUUGCUCUCUGCACAUGUGGUGCUUUAUAUGUCCUUUAUAUUUCGAUCAUCUGCCUUCACAUUUUCAUCCUAGUAAAAAGCCUCCUCUAUUUUUCUUCACUCUAUUAUUGAAUAGAAGGUAAUGUAUCUAAACAUACCUCCCUGUUCAAUUCAAUGCAAACUUUAAAAAGCAUGUCGGCCAUCUAUACAUUACUUUUUAUCCCGAUAAAUAACCUAGGAUGUCUUAAAAUCAUCUUUUCUUUCAGUGAAAAAAAAUGUAUGUGGGUUUCUACCUUUUUGUAUGAACUUUAUAUAUUUUAAAUAUUUUAGGUUUUUACAUUUAUUUCAACCUGAUAACCUAUAUUUGCAUAUUUCAACAUUUCCUCGCAGAAACAUGUUUUAAGUCUGUUAGGCUGCAGAAUGUUCUUUAUAAAAUGUGUGAUAUGCCAGAAUUGUUUAGACUCUUUUGGAUGUAUAUUUGGCUAUAAGAAAUGCUAAAUCUCAACUGUAACCUAAUGCAAUGAAGUGAAGGGUGCUGAUUUUAAAACACAAUGAUGAAAAUGACUAGAAACUUGUCAGUCCAACGUUGCUGCUAUAAUCUCUUCACCGGUGAGUUACGUUCUGUCAGUUCCACAUACUGUAAGUCAUUAAUUCUCACACUACUAAUUGUACAAUAUGAGAAAAAUGAAUGUAAGAAAACUAGCUGAGCUGGCAUGUAGCUUGUUUGUUAUUCAAAAGUGUAACAAACUGGAAUAUACUAAAGGCACAUUAACAUGUCUGCUAAUGAUUGUGAUAAUGAUAUUUGGGGUAAGCAUGUAGACAUUUGUCUUUUUUAAUGUUGAAUGUAAGGAUCUAAGGAAUGUAUGGGUUUAGCAGUGACAUGAUUUGGGAAAAUGUACAUUUUAAUGCAUUUUUGUAUGUUUUGUCACACAAUGGCCAAACAAGACCGAUCGGAAAUGUUUUAGAAGUUUAAGACAAGAAAAAUGCAUAAAUGUUUUAAUAAUUAUUCACUUUUUGCAUUAAGACUCCUAAAACAAUUUAAGAUCUGUUUAUGAUAAGAUGACUGACUAAGCAUCAUUAGUCAGAGAGUGUUCAUUAUCAUAAGUGAUGUUUUAAUGAGAACAAUGCAUUUAUACAUUUUAACCAUUAAAAUCCACAGAAAUUUGCAUUAUUAAAAAAGAAAAUGCUUUGCUAAAGUGUUCUAUUUGUUUACAAUAUUUAAUGCAUUACAUAUCAUGAACUAACA
Messenger RNA from Xyrauchen texanus (razorback sucker), 4108 nucleotides. Its product is annotated as serine/threonine-protein kinase DCLK1-like. The record is from RefSeq and is a predicted model, not a curated record. The coding region runs from base 285 to 2546 and encodes 753 amino acids. The transcript is spliced from 16 exons. Gene Ontology annotation, molecular function: protein kinase activity; ATP binding. Gene Ontology annotation, biological process: intracellular signal transduction; protein phosphorylation. NCBI's taxonomy places the organism in Eukaryota, Metazoa, Chordata, Actinopteri, Cypriniformes, Catostomidae.